Acanthosepion pharaonis is the source of this 522-nucleotide messenger RNA. Lineage: Eukaryota; Metazoa; Mollusca; Cephalopoda; Sepiida; Sepiidae. The record is from the annotation of a GenBank genome assembly.
AUGAAUUCAACCCUUGACCCGACGUUGCUGGAGGAUGCUGGCAACAACACAAUGCAAGGGUUGCCGAUGUCAACCAAAUUAACGAUUGGUGUCCUGGCUGGGGUUGCAGCAUUUGGUCUGAUCAUCAUCAUAAUUGUAUUGGUUUGUCUCCUGGUCCAGUCAAAGAAAAGCGGAACGGUUAAAAAGGCAAAGUCCCAGAAUUCUGAGCUUCCUGCUUCCCAUACCCAAAUGACUCCAUACCAUGGCCACUUCCGGUCAUCGAAUGAUAUUCCACCUGCAGGUGCAUACCCUCCCGAUGGCAACUUCCGGGAGUAUGACAACUGGGCAUAUACUGCUGGCACUGACGAAUUGAGCUACUAUCCAGACGUCAUUUCCGACUUAAACCGGAAAAGUGCAAUAGGAAACAAAGACCUUCGAUGGGCAACAGUUAGUCUCCGGGCACACGACAACUAUGAUUACGCACGUUAUGGUCGAAUACCAAGAGCCAAACUUUACGAGCGCAAAGAAGAUCUCACUUCUUAG